CAUGACUAGACCAUUGUAGACCUCUAGACAAAAAUGUUCAUGUCUGACUUUAGUUCAACAGUCCUGCAAGGAAACACGUGCCUCGGCUACCUUGAUCGUUUGAAAAGGCUUGAUUUGAAGAGUUUUGUCUAACUAAUUUUGAAUGAAACGGUCAGCUUCGUUCAGCCUUGUAUUUUGUAAGUUGUAGGAUCUACACUUGUGAAUUGUGUUAUCCAGAUUCAUAGACAUACCGAUAGUUCUGUUCAUGUUGGAGAGGUUACCAGUUGGCUUUUUACCUAUGCCCGUCAGCGUUUGCUUUCCUAAACCUUCUUGGAGCACACGAUCGAAUAGGUCCUGAAGAUAGCAGCAGUUGAGUAUGGCGUCUCCGGAAGAAGACAUCGAUGCUAAAAUCAACUACAGCCACGCUGAUGAAUACUGGAAGGGUCAACCAGCUACUGUCGAUGGCAUGCUUGGUGGAUUUGGCUCUAUUUCUCGCAAAGACGUGGAGGCAUCCAAGGCCUUGCUGAAGACGUAUUACAAGCCGUCGGGCACUCGUGCUAAUGGCAGAGCGCUAGACUGUGGGGCAGGCAUCGGUCGUGUUAGCAAGCUGCUGUUGAUGCCGCUCUUUGACAAAGUGGACAUGGUCGAGCAGAACGGCGAAUUCCUGGAAAGGUCGUUCACCUACAUGGGUGACAAGGCGGCGAACGUUGGAGAACGAUUCUGCAGUGGCCUACAGGACUUUACACCGGCAGCCGGCCGCUACAAUCUUAUCUGGAUACAGUGGGUGAUCAUCUACUUGACCGACGACGAUUUCGUCAACUUUCUUAAGCGGUGCAAGGCUGGCCUGACAAAAGAUGGGCUGAUCGCCAUCAAAGACAAUGUCACGCGGGGAGAACGAGAUUAUGACGAGCAGGAUAGCAGUUCGACCAGAACAAUGGAUGAGAUGAAGGCGAUCUUUUCAAAAGCUGGCCUAACUCUGAUGACCAAGAAGAAACAAACUGACUUUCCACCGGACCUCCAUCCUGUCAUCAUGUUUGUUCUGCAUUGACUCAGCACCCGUGUCUCGAAGCAUAGCCCCAGAACCGCACUGAUCUCUCUUCUACAUGGUAAGGUGGACAUCAUGUCGCUCAUUGGAUGCAAUCCUGCGAAGUGAUGCUCCGACGGGAACUUUGGCCUGCAGCUUGACCGACAGGCUCUGGAACACCGUGCAGCGUACUGCGCCAGGAAAGAUUGCAGCCUGCGGCCCGUACUUUUAUGGCAGACAUGUGUGCAGUGGCUACUACCACCGGACCUGCUUGCCCAAGUAGUAGCAAGUUUUUCCGGACUUGAUUGGACCUCGCCGCAUGGGUACGCCAGGCUCUCAGUGUUUUCGUCGAAGCGACAGUCAGCUGGCUAUUACAAGUAUGAGGCAUGUAAGACCUGACCGUGCUGUGCCAGAGUCCGUGCCACAGUGGCAGGAGUACAAGCUGCACGCACUCUACUACCACAAGAGAAUCACCACCUCUACCUCUGUCUUGCUUUCUUUAUCAUGGACAUAGCAUACAGCCACUGCUGAAGCUAUUCUGUCUCUCCUAGACUGCCUACAGUCCAUUCUUUGGAAAGUGGCACCCUAGCUUUUUAAUUUACAUCUUAGCAGAUGCAUUAAAGUGGCUGUUCUCGUUACACAUGCCCCAUUGGACGGCCCGUACGAUUCAUUCUUUCAACUUUCGUUUUCACCGAAAUUAGCUGGUUACUGGUGUGCAGUCGGUUCCCCUGUCCUGUUCUUUCUGUUUUUAACGAUAAGAUCAAUUUUUCAAUCACACCAUGUCUCUCCUCGUUUUUGAAAAUCGCGUUCCGAUUUUUUUUGUAUGGUAAAAUUGAUGUGGCCUUGAGUGCGUUCUCAGCAAUGUAGUGGACCAGUUUCCGAUGACCGGGCUGUAGAUCCCUAACCCGCUUAGUUCACAUCUGGAAUUGAAACGUGUUCUACCCUCAGAGGCCUGUCUGCACUUCUAUUUUCCUCCUUUGUGCCGGUCAACACCUUUGUUCAAUGUUCAGGCGUUAGCCGGUUUGAUGCUGUUGCUGUGACAGGCUCUGCGCAUGCUAUACACGGUUUUUUUAAAUUCUUUAUUCUCACGAUGGCACCAUCGCCAAUAAGAGUUUGUUGUUGUUGUUGAAAUUUUAUUUUGUAUCGCAACACCUUUGUUCAAUGUUCA
Molecule: messenger RNA, 2171 nt
Organism: Sycon ciliatum
Lineage: Eukaryota; Metazoa; Porifera; Calcarea; Leucosolenida; Sycettidae
Product: N-terminal Xaa-Pro-Lys N-methyltransferase 1-like
Exons: 9
Coding region: 356-1027 (223 amino acids)
Biological process (GO): N-terminal protein amino acid methylation
Cellular component (GO): cytoplasm
Molecular function (GO): N-terminal protein N-methyltransferase activity
Source: RefSeq, a predicted model, not a curated record